UCCAUGCUGCCCGCCCCGAUUGCGCUGUGGCUGCGCCUGGUCUUGGCCCUGGCCCUCGUCCGCCCCCGGGCUGUAGGGUGGGCCCCGGUCCGAGCCCCCAUCUAUGUCAGCAGUUGGGCCGUCCGGGUGUCCCAGGGUAACCGGGAGGUCGAGCGCCUGGCACGCAAAUUCGGCUUCGUCAACCUGGGGCCGAUCUUCCCUGACGGGCAGUACUUUCACCUGCGGCACCGGGGCGUGGCCCAGCAGUCCCUGACCCCGCACUGGGGCCACCGCCUGCACCUGAAGAAAAACCCCAAGGUGCAGUGGUUCCAGCAGCAGACGCUGCGACGGCGGGUGAAACGCUUUGUGGUGGUGCCCACGGACCCCUGGUUCUCCAAGCAGUGGUACAUGAACAGUGAGGCCCAACCAGACCUGAGCGUCCUGCAGGCCUGGAGUCAGGGGCUGUCAGGCCAGGGCAUCGUGGUCUCUGUGCUGGACGAUGGCAUCGAGAAGGAUCACCCGGACCUCUGGGCCAACUACGUGAGACAGCGGGUGGCUGGGGGCGAGGGCUGCCCCAGGUGCCAAGGCUGGCUCCACCCUAGGGACGCCUCCCAGCCCCCUCAUAUCCCCACCUGCCCCCAGGAUCCCCUGGCCAGCUACGACUUUAUUGACUACGACCCAGACCCCCAGCCCCGCUACACCCCCAGCGAUGAGAACCGGCAUGGGACCCGCUGUGCUGGGGAGGUGGCCGCGAUGGCCAACAAUGGCUUCUGUGGUGUGGGGGUCGCUUUCAACGCCCGAAUCGGAGGCGUGCGGAUGCUGGACGGUACCAUCACCGAUGUCAUCGAGGCCCAGUCGCUGAGCCUGCAGCCGCAGCACAUCCACAUUUACAGCGCCAGCUGGGGUCCCGAGGAUGACGGCCGCUCCGUGGACGGCCCCGGUAUCCUCACCCGCAAGGCCUUCCGGCUUGGCGUGACCAAGGGCCGCGGUGGGCUGGGCACGCUCUUCAUCUGGGCCUCGGGCAACGGCGGCCUGCACUACGACAACUGCAACUGCGACGGCUACACCAACAGCAUCCACACGCUCUCCGUGGGCAGCACCACCCAGCAGGGCCGCGUGCCCUGGUACAGCGAAGCCUGCGCCUCCACCCUCACCACCACCUACAGCAGCGGUGUGGCCACUGACCCCCAGAUCAUCACCACCGACCUGCAUCACCGGUGCACGGACCAGCACACGGGCACCUCGGCCUCAGCCCCACUGGUGGCCGGCAUGAUCGCCCUAGCGCUGGAGGCCAACCCGUUCCUGACGUGGAGAGACGUGCAGCACCUCGUGGUCCGCGCGUCCAAGCCGGCGCACCUGCAGGCCGAGGACUGGAGGACCAACGGCGUGGGGCGCCAAGUGAGCCAUCACUACGGCUACGGGCUGCUGGACGCCGGGCUGCUGGUGGACACUGCCCGCACCUGGCUGCCCACCCAACCGCAGAGGAAGUGUGCCGUCCGGGUCCAGAACCGCCCCACCCCCAUCCUGCCGCUGAUCCACAUCAGGAAAAAUGUAUCGGCCUGCGCCGGCCGCCGCAACUCCAUCCGCUCCCUGGAACACGUGCAGGCGCAGCUGACGCUGUCCUACAGCCGGCGCGGAGACCUGGAGGUCUCGCUCACCAGCCCCUUGGGCACGCGCUCCACACUCGUGGCCGUACGACCCUUGGACGUCAGCACUGAAGGCUACAACAACUGGUUCUUCAUGUCCACCCACUUCUGGGAUGAGAACCCACAGGGCGUGUGGACCCUGGGCCUGGAGAACAAGGGCUACUAUUUCAACACGGGGACGUUAUACCGCUACACGCUGCUGCUCUAUGGGACGGCCGAGGACAUGACAGCGCGGCCUACAGGCCCCCAGGUGACCAGCAGCGCGUGUGUGCAGCGGGACACAGAGGGGCUGUGCCAGGCAUGUGACGGCCCCGCCUACAUCCUGGGACAGCUCUGCCUGGCCUACUGCCCCCCGCGGUUCUUCAACCACACAAGGCUGGUGACCGCCAGGCCUGGGCAGACGGCGGCGCCCGCGCUGAGGGUCUGCUCCAGCUGCCACGCCUCCUGCUACACCUGCCGCGGCGGCUCCCCGAGGGACUGCACCUCCUGUCCCCCGCCCUCCACGCUGGACCAGCAGCAGGGCUCCUGCGUGGGACCCACCACCCCCGACCGCCACCCCCGGCUUAGAGCUGCUGCCUGUCCCCACCACCGCUGCCCAGCCUCGGCCAUGGUGCUGGGGCUCCUGGCCAUGACCCUAGGAGGCCCCGUCCUCUGCGGCAUGUCCAUGGACCUCCCACCAUACGCCUGGCUCUCCCGUGCCAGGGCCACCCCCACCAAACCCCAGGUCCGGCUGCCAGCUGGAACUCGAAGUUGUCAGCUCAGAAAGCGACCUCAUCCCCGCCUGGGUCCCUGAUGGGCACUGCUGCUCUGCUGCCUCCCCAGGCUGGCCCCAGAGGAGCAAGCACCAGCCCCCGACGCCUGGCCUGCCAGGGCUGGGCCCCGUAGAACCCCGCAGCCUGGGGAGAGAGAGAAGUCUCCUCCGCAUUUUGGGUUUGUGUGGGAGUGGGCUGGGGGGAGAGGCUGGAGCACCCCAAAGCCAGGGGAAGGUGGCGGGAGAGAAACGUGACACUGUCCGUCUCGGGCACCGCGUCCAACCUCAGAGUUUGCAAAUAAAGGUUGCGUAGAAGGUG
This is a messenger RNA of Symphalangus syndactylus (siamang), 2695 nucleotides long. RefSeq names its product proprotein convertase subtilisin/kexin type 4 (gene PCSK4). Gene Ontology annotation, molecular function: serine-type endopeptidase activity. NCBI's taxonomy places the organism in Eukaryota, Metazoa, Chordata, Mammalia, Primates, Hylobatidae. The record is from RefSeq and is a predicted model, not a curated record. Gene Ontology annotation, biological process: peptide hormone processing. Gene Ontology annotation, cellular component: Golgi membrane; trans-Golgi network.